GUUCUGGUCGACAGAGUUUUCGAAAAAUUCCCUUGUAAACAUUCAUUCUCAAAGGUAAGCAGUGUGACUUGACGAACUUUUGCUUACGCAUACAUACGACUGAGAAAUUUUGUGCUUUUUCUUAGAGACAUCUGAAGAAUUUUACCAAAAUGGAAAGAAAUUACGACUAUAUUUUUGAGCAACGUGAAGAAGUGACGUUUAAUGUUGUGGAUUAUGUAGUGUUUGGUAUAACUCUAUUGAUCUCAGCUUCAAUUGGACUAUAUUAUGCCAUCAAAGACAGAAAAAAGACGGAUGAGAAAGAGUUUCUUUUGGCUGGAAGAUCGAUGCAGACUUUUCCGGUGGCGUUAUCUCUCUUGUCCAGUUUUAUAUCCGCCAUCACCCUAUUGGGUACCCCAGCUGAGGUAUACACCAAUAACACCAUGUACUGGUGGAUUUCCAUCGGGUUCAUCAUCUCAGCCACAGGAACCGCCCACAUCUUUGUACCCGUCUUCUACCAGCUAGAAAUAACCAGCGUAUUUCAGUAUAUAGAGUUACGCUUUGGCCACGUGUGUCGAGUGAUUGGGUCCAUUAUCUACCUCCUUUGGAUGUUGCUAUAUAUGGCAGUUGUGCUCUACGGCCCAUCCUUAGCUCUCAAUGCAGUGACAGGAUUGUCAUUAUGGGGUUCCAUAAUUGCGGUUGGAUUCGUCUGUAUUUUCUACACUACCCUGGGAGGUAUGAAGGCUGUCGUCUGGACAGAUUCGUUCCAAAUGUUGGUUAUGUUCGCUGGGAUGCUGGCUUUGUUGAUUUCCGGAAGUAUGAAGCUUGGCGGGCUUGAUGUUGCGUGGGACAUUGCCGAAAGAAACCAGAGGAUACUUUUCUUUGAAUUCGAUCCUGACCCCUCUGUACGACACACCACGUGGAAUGUAGUCGUAGGUGGCGGGUUCUUUUGGAUGGCGAUUUACGGAAUCAACCAAGCCCAGGUUCAGCGGGCCAUAUCUGUGCCAUCAGUGAAGCAUGCCAGAACAGCAAUAUGGCUGAACUUUCCCGGGAUGUUUGUGAUUCUGUCCCUUGUCUGUUCUGUUGGAGUAGUUAUGUAUGCAUUUUAUUCCACAUGCGACCCUGUCAGUAUUGAAGUUAUCAAGAAAACGGACCAAUUGAUUCCCUUGUUUACUAUGGAUUUGUUGGGACAUUUGCACGGAUUACCAGGAUUAGUCUUGUCGUGUGUCUUUAGCGGAAGUUUAAGCACUAUUUCCUCUGGACUCAAUGCUGUAGCCGCAGUCCUACUAGAGGAUUUUGUCAAGCCAUACUUUUGUAAGAAAAUCUCGGGUUAUGCAGCUACCAUAUUCUCUAAAGCAACAGUGGUUGGUUGUGGUCUAGUUUGUCUGGCGUUAGCGUAUUUCGUCUCAGAGCUUGGUGCAAUUCUACAGUUGGCGUACGUCCUGUUUGGUAUCCUAGGUGGCCCACUUUUGGGUCUGUUUACCUUCGGAAUGUUGUGCCCUUGGGGAAACGCAUGGGGAGGAACCGUCGGCAUUGUGACAUCUCUGGCAUUUGUUGCGUGGAUUGGCCUUGGAACUUCUUUGAAUAAUGUGGUCGUUACCCCUAAGUCACCUCUGACAACCGCAGGAUGCAACAUGACAGCCAUUAAUGCUCUAAGGGGAGUGGCCACCACCCUCGCCCCAACCACUUCCGCUGCGAUUGCAAGCACCACUCCGGCUGUGCCGGAACCACCCGAGGACUACUUUCUGCUUUACCGGAUGUCUUAUAUUUGGUACACAGGACUAGCGGUUAUAACUGUUCUUAUUAUAGGCAGUAUUGUCAGUCUUAUAACAGGUGGUCACAAAAGAAUGUCAGAGAUUGAUCCUAGAGUUAUCUGUCCCUUUUUUGAUGUUUUUAUGCCAUUUUUACCAGAGUCUUUCCGUCGUAAAAUGAGAUGUGGCGUCAGGCAUGGUGAUGAGGAAUUUAUUUCACAGUUCCAUACAACCCAGGAUGAGAAGCUACAGCACGAAGGAAAUCACAACAUGGCGUUAGAGAUUUCACAAAUAGAUUUGUCAGAAAAGAAAGACGUUACAAACGGUUACACGCCACAUAUUGAUACCGACCUAUCAACCAAACUGUAAAUUUUUACCAUGAUAAGGCGACAUUCAAGAUUUUACAAUGUUGGAAAUCCAUGAAUAUCAUCCUGAAACAUGCUAGCUAUACUUUUAUUUUCAUCCUGUAAAUAGUUUAAGUAUGCAUAUAUAUGUAAAAAGUUUCAGUUUGCUCACAGAGUAUCCAUGAGGCAAACAGUGGGUUUUGCGCCCAGGUUUUAAAGAGUUUAUUUGAAGAAUAUGCAUGGAUUUCUUCUUUUCUGUUGUCUCAUAUGUAAGCUUGCCUUCCAGUAUAUAAAAGUAACUGGUGAAAUUGUAAGGGACGGAGUAGUGGGGUACGCUACCCUCGUCGACAAUUGCAUUUUCAUCCCCCAUGCAAAACAAUGAUUUUUGUUUGUUUGUUUUGUGUGUAUGUGUUAAUUGUAUUUCUAGAUAGACUAGUUCCAUUUGUUACUUAUGAGCAGUACAUGUUGUUGCAUAUGUUCUGAAAUUCUUACGAGUAUUUUUUAGCGAUAUUCAAUAUUUGAGCAGCGUUGAAUAAUUUUCUUGAUCAAAUGCUGAACUGAAUUUCCAUUUGUCAGGACUAAAUUCAAAUUUUGUUCAUCUUUCAUUUACAUCACCUGGGUCAGGCCGAUACGCAGUUUGUUUAAUUAUUCGGGUUUUUUUUUUGUUUGUCUGUGUGUGUGUUUUGUGGGGUUUUUUUUGUUUUUUGUUUUUGUUUUUGUUUUGUUUUAGGUCAACAAGUAAACGUUCAUCGCUAAAUAUAUGUGUUACUGUUUUAGUGCUUCCGGAAGUACAUGUAUACAUUUUAUAAUUUUACCAUGCCUCGUGCAGGGUUUAGGUCUUUGUUGUGGUGUUAGAUUAAACAUUUGUCACAGUCCGAAUUUAUUUUAUUAUAGAUAUUGACUUUUCCUACAAACAGAUUUUUAUUGUCACAUAUUUUUUAUAUACUUAUACAUGUUUACAA
Messenger RNA from Saccostrea echinata, 3033 nucleotides. Its product is annotated as sodium-dependent multivitamin transporter-like. Gene Ontology annotation, cellular component: membrane. The coding region runs from base 150 to 2096 and encodes 648 amino acids. Gene Ontology annotation, biological process: sodium ion transport; transmembrane transport. The transcript has 15 exons. The record is from RefSeq and is a predicted model, not a curated record. NCBI's taxonomy places the organism in Eukaryota, Metazoa, Mollusca, Bivalvia, Ostreida, Ostreidae. Gene Ontology annotation, molecular function: symporter activity.